AGUUACAUCAUUACGUGACUGAAGUCCGGUGCGGCGAGAGGGUGACAGGAAGAGCUAAGGCGACCCAAGGAGAAAGACUAAAGCGUGGGGAAGAAUUGAGGAAGUUAAGAUACAGAAGAGUCCAUCAUGAGUGCUUUGUGCUUGGCAUCGAGGUUCUGUAGGGGUUUGAAGGUAUCUUACAUCCGCCCGGCUCUUGCAAGGACAACCGUGACAGUCGCAGCUGAGACAACCCAGAAAGUGGCCAUCGAAGAGAUUCCAGCAGUAGGGAAGAAAUGGGUUGGGCGAUGGCUCUUUGGCUGCUCAGGGAUGGUCUUUGGGGCUGUCGUUAUAGGAGGCCUGACACGCUUGACAGAGUCAGGCUUAUCAAUGACAGACUGGCAUUUAUUUGGUAAACGACCUCCCAUGACUGAGGCAGAAUGGGAGCGGGAAUUUGCCCAGUAUCAAGAAUUCCCUGAAUACAAAUUGAAAAACCAGGGAAUGAGCCUUUCAGAGUUCAAAUUCAUAUGGUGGAUGGAAUACGGACACAGGCAGUGGGGUCGCACUAUUGGCACCUUCUUCUUGUUGCCUGCUGCUUACUUCUGGCACAAGGGUUGGUUUACACGUUUGUUGAAGAAGAGAGUGCUGGUUUGUGGGGCUCUAAUUGGCUGCCAGGGCCUCCUGGGCUGGUACAUGGUCAAAUCCGGUUUAGAAGAUCGCUUCAAGGACCCUUCUGAUGUGCCCCGAGUGUCCCAAUACCGCUUAAUGUCCCACCUGGGUAUGGCUUUCAUCCUCUACAGUCUCUUCCUGUGGAAUGCCCUUGAUGUCACCUAUCCAGCACAAAAACUCAAGCAAGUUACUGCUCAGGCACUGAAGUACCGCAAGUUUGCCCAUAUUACCAAAGGAUGGGUGUUCCUCACAGCCCUCUCAGGUGCCCUAGUAGCUGGCCUGGAUGCAGGUUUGGUGUACAACUCCUUCCCCAAAUUUGCUGACAGGUGGAUCCCUAGCGAUAUUCUGGCAUUCUCACCUGCCCUGCGAAACUUCACUGAGAAUCCCACCACUGUGCAAUUUGACCACAGGAUCCUGGGAACAGUUGCCCUGGGACUGGCAACAACUGCGAUGAUUUGGUCAAGACGACUGAUGCUUCCUCCCAGGGCCUACAAUGCAGCAGCAGCUCUUGGUGGCAUGGCUUGGAUGCAGGUUGGCCUUGGCAUCUCCACCCUCUUGCUUUAUGUUCCCACUGGUUUGGCUGCCAUGCACCAGUCUGGCUCACUACUUACUCUCACCUUUGCCAUCUGGCUCUCACAUGAGCUCAAGCACCUCAAGAAGUUACCCAAGUAAAAGUUUGGACAGAGCUGUAUGAUCUGGAUCUUCAAGAGGUGAACAGAUACUUGUUUUAUUCAUAAAGAUGGUUACCACCACCAUUGACCUAUUGAAGUUAUGUAUGUUGAGUGAUUCAACAAUGUUACUUUUGAUGAUAGUCAUUCUCCUUCUCAGAUUGUUUAAGAAGUUCUCAAAGAACUCAAGAUGUUCUGUGAUAGAAAAGGAAUUCAUUCCUAUCAGUACAUAAGAUGUGUCAUGAUAUGAUGAUGAACUGUUGCAGAAAGUAGUGCAGCACAAUUUGGCCAUGGAAGCAUUGUGUAUGAAUAGCUUAAAUCCUGAAUACCAUGGGCACCGAGGGGCUUUGUAGUGACUUGAUAGGUCAGCCAUAUAAGGGUCAUUGAUGUUAUUGGAUGUGUCUAGAAGUAAUUUGAGAUCUUGUAUGAGUAACAGUUUUAACUACUCUUUUCAAAGAGGAAAUUGUAGAUAUUUUCGUCAGUCCAAAGAUCUUAUAUUUCCUUUAUAAUGAUAUGAUAUAAAAUUUGGAAAUUAUUAAGAUCUUGUGUGUUUAGACUUUCAGUUAAACUGUCUGCAGUCAUCAUCAAACAAUUAUUUAAUUAGGCAUUAGGAUAUAUUGUAUUUAUUUUAUUUUAAUGUUUUUGUAAAUCAAUGUUUGUUUGUGAAUUCACUGAUUUCCAGUAUUAUUGAAAAGCUUGAAGACUGGUAUUUCAUUUCAAAAUUUCAUUCAGAUAAAUCUGGUCAAAAUAUCUUUCAUGCUCCCAAAUAAUGUAAUGAUUCUUACCAUAAAUGGAUAUUUCCAGAUAUAAUUUGUACAUAGUAAAUUUUGUAUAUAUGAAGUGUUUAUAUAAUAAAUAUACAAAAAUA
Penaeus vannamei (Pacific white shrimp) is the source of this 2181-nucleotide messenger RNA. Its product is annotated as heme A synthase COX15. NCBI's taxonomy places the organism in Eukaryota, Metazoa, Arthropoda, Malacostraca, Decapoda, Penaeidae. Gene Ontology annotation, biological process: heme A biosynthetic process. Gene Ontology annotation, molecular function: oxidoreductase activity, acting on NAD(P)H, heme protein as acceptor. Gene Ontology annotation, cellular component: mitochondrial inner membrane. The record is from RefSeq and is a predicted model, not a curated record.